Molecule: messenger RNA, 2550 nt
Organism: Talaromyces rugulosus
Lineage: Eukaryota; Fungi; Ascomycota; Eurotiomycetes; Eurotiales; Trichocomaceae
Exons: 1
Coding region: 1-2550 (849 amino acids)
Source: RefSeq, a predicted model, not a curated record
AUGGACCUGCGUCGCUUUUCUCCCACUUCGUCAUCACCUGUCAAUAAUAAUCCCUCUUCAUCCCCUCCUCCUCCGCCACCUUUGUCUGAUCCAUUUCGUCUGCAGACGCGCCGUCUGCAGCUGAGAAACGCACGGUUUCGCGGUGCUCACAUCUCCCCGCGCAAGACCAGCAACAACAAUACUGCCACUACUCGUCUCUCGUCAUGGGGCUCGUUGUCGACAGGCUCGGUUGACAAGGAAAAUCAAGAAGAAACCAAUACUGCCCAGAAAACCGGUUCGGUUCGGAGAAGAGUGAGCAUUCUGCAGGAAUUGCACGAUUCUUCUUGUGCCUCCUCGCAACGCGGCCGAACGAAAUCACGUCGCUCGUCGGUUUCGCAUCUUUUCGUCUCAGCUUUGGAUGAUAACAACGACUACGACGAGUUCUCACUGCCCUCGACAACAACCCCAUAUUACAAGUCCGUGUCUACCAGGAAUUCGUCCCCGGCGUCCAUCUUCGAAGACCAUGAUCCCGACUUGUACCGAGAUCGAGGCUCCCCGAUAUCGCUAAACGCCGCUCGGCGAAAGAGUCGCGACGCAACCGCCGCCCGCUACACGGCCGAUCGAUAUAUCGAACACCUGGAGACCCAGCUAGCAGCCGUGCAACACCGACUCAGCCCCAUGCAGGCGUCAACGUCACAGUCUCAGGUGUCGAGACUCCGGUCUCUGAGCGCCGAGAUCAAGGUGCUCCGCCAGGAAUUGUUGGAAUGGGACGACAAAUUCGACGCUCGUGUCGACGAGGAAGUGUCGCUGCGCAGUGAAAUCGAGAGCAAACUGAAAACAAAAAUUGUCUUCCUCGAGGGCCAGCUCGAGGAAAGCGCGUACCGGAUCAAAGAACUCGAGUGCGAACGUGACAUGCAGGCCCAGAAACUGCGAAAUGUGGAAUCUCUGCGAUCGACGAAUCGAGGACUGGAGAGGCGUGUCGAUGUGCUGACCGAGCUUCUUGCGCAGUCGCCGACAAGAAGGGAACAACCCCAAACACCGGAAUUCUCGCCAACGCGCAGUCCUGGGCCCCGUCUGGCAAGGCCUAGGUCCAUGCUCCCGUCUGUGCCAGCGCUCACGGACGUUAUGUAUCAACCUCUGGUUGCGCCCGUUGAUGCCGAGGCAGAAGAGAACAACAACUAUGAGCCGGAUACCCCGGAUCUGAUUCCUGACGAUUCCACCAUGGCUUCUUCACCCGUGUCCAAGUCACAGCGGUCUUCGACGCUAUCCCAGAUCUCGUCGAUAUCUUCGCAGUGGAGCGUCCCGCUGCCUUUUUCUUCUGAGCUGCAAGGACGAACACCAAGCCGGCCUCGGAAUAUGCGUCGGUUCCCCUCUGGAACAUGCACGCUGAAGCCACUGAUCCUGCCGACAACGGCAACCCCGGCUAUCGAACCGGGUCGACGAGGAUCCCAGCAGUUUGAAGACCCACACUCUUCUCUAAUGUUCAGCCCAACAUCGGACCCUGCUGACUACUCCCCGGAUAUCAUCACGCAUGGGACAUGCCUUGCCCAAGAGGAAACACUGGCAGCGCUAGAAGGCCGAACAUCCUACUAUCAGACCUUUGACGAAGCUAUGUUGUUGGGCCACAACGACGAUGACUACAACAACACCACCGGACCCCCGCUGGCUGCUCGCGCUCGCAGAUCAGACUCGGGCGCCAGCAGCAGUCGAUACUCGAGAAUGUCCAUGUACCAAAACUCUCGACCUUGUUCGUCUUAUUCGACAGCAGACGAUGAUUUUUCGCCGUCGGUGAAUAGAUUUUCGUCACAGAGUAGACUGUCUAUGGCGAAUACGCCGAUUGGACGUCGUCGGUCCAAGGGCAAUGACCGCACGCCAAAGGCCUUUGAGAAUAACAACAAGACACAUCAUCUAUCAAAAGUGCACGAAGAGGAACCAACAGCUCGCCAGACCUCUGAAAAUUCAGUCGCAAAAAUGGAGAGUAUCUUUCACGAAAUGAAAACAGUCUUUGGCGCCAUGGCACACCGCAUUGUCGCGCGCGUGUGGCAGGGCAGCAUGAUGCGAGCCGGGAAAUUCUCCUGGUGGAUUCUGAGUAUUCUGCUGGGACCACAGCGUCGGGAUGAAUGGCUCAAGGCGUCGUCGCUGAGGAAACGAGCUCGCGAAUGGGAUGAUUUCCAGAGGCAACAGCAACAAAGGCAACAGCAACAACAGCAACAGCAACAACCUCAACCUCAAACCGUCGCCUCUUUUCCUUCGAAUGGAAGUAACAAGGUCGGCCAUACGCUGUCACUGUGGGCCAAGUUCUCAGUGACGCUGGCUGUGGCUGUUGCUCUGGCUAUACGUCAUGGGCCGGGCACGUUAUUGUUAGAGGAUCCGCCAGUAUCAUCGAAAAAUGAACAAACUGAUGAUGAUAAGAAUAACAACAACAACAAAAACGACGGCAAAACCGGCAAAACCAGCCCAGAGGAUAUCGACCCUGUCCAAGACACUCCCACUACCACUAUUCCAACUACCAACGGGCAUCCUGUGUUGUGGACUCGACCUCUGACAAUCGAAGACUUUCUCACUGGCUAA